Messenger RNA from Lactuca virosa, 501 nucleotides. The record is from the annotation of a GenBank genome assembly. Lineage: Eukaryota; Viridiplantae; Streptophyta; Magnoliopsida; Asterales; Asteraceae.
AUGGACUGUUCUCAAAUCUCAAUACAUUCAUUCAUCGGAGAACUCAACAAAACCUCUCUAGUAACAUUUCCUUGCCGGCAGCCGGACGGAGACGUCAUCCUCUUAACAACUUUGAUGGAAAAUUUGAAGAAAAAACGAUCGGAGUUAAGAGGAGACCAUAGAUUACCCGGCAAGAAAACUAAGUUCAAGAAGGAGCGUUCCGACGUUGGAGGGACCGCCGAUGACGCUGAGUUGGAGGAAUUCUUUGCUAUAUUACAGCGGUUGCAGACGGGGUUUGAUUAUUUCCAGAAUAAAGGUGUCGGGGGUUGUGGCGGUAAGUCUGCAGCGGCACCACCGGCGACGGGAUCAGGGUUGUGUGGUCCGGCGUUUCAGUUGGAGGACUUUAAACCAAUUGAUGACGGCAGCCGGCCGAUAGCGAGUAGCGGAGGAGCAUUACAGAAGGACAACUUUGUUGGGUUUGAUCUUAACGCCGACCCGGAAACUCAACUCAAAUCCAUAUGA